This is a messenger RNA of Penicillium waksmanii, 336 nucleotides long. The record is from RefSeq and is a predicted model, not a curated record. NCBI's taxonomy places the organism in Eukaryota, Fungi, Ascomycota, Eurotiomycetes, Eurotiales, Aspergillaceae.
AUGGUCGACAUGAAUGGAGGUCGUGUUUCCACGAAAAAAGCAGAAAAUCUCCCAAAAAAUAAGACAAAAACAUACAACAGCAGGGAUUCGCAUGUGGUCACCCACCAUACUACUAACCUGCCGGCGUGUGGCUUAAGUACGGCUGAGCGGACGGGAAGCCCUGUUCUCCACACCCUAUGGUCGUAUGUACCUAACGAAACUGCAAAAAGGGAUAUAUCCUCUAGAAUUACUAUAGACAACAUGACCGCCCCUUCAGCGUCGUGCAGCUGGUGGAUAGGCCCUCUUAGAUUGUCGAGGGAUUACUGGGACUCAGUAAGUCGAGUUCAGAAAUGCUGA